AAGGCAUGGGGAAAACUGUAAAUUUUUUCGACCAUCCGUACUACAAACUCACGAAGACUAUGACGAGUCUCGUGGGACAAUGGCCUCAUCAGAGUACGAAAGAACUCGUCAUUUAUCGCAGCUGUUUAUUCGUUAUCAUCAGCCUUCAAUUAACACCACAGUUCAUUGCUGUGUACACCUAUCGCAACGAUUUGAAAAUCCUUCUGGACACUUUGAGCCCUUUCCUCGUGGAUGCCAUACUAAUAGCGAAAUUCGUGAAUAAUUGCUUUCAUUCGAGGACAUUGAUUCAUCUCUUGGAUUUGAUCGAGGAAAAUUGGAUCAUCUUUCCCCGAACCAACGGACAACAGUUGCUGCACUAUCACAGCGAACUCUGCAGGAAGGCUUCGAUUCUAUAUUUGGGGGCUGUGUACUUCGGCACUUUCAGCUUCGCCACGGAACCAAUUCAACGGAAGCUACUCUACCCUCUUAUCUACGGUAAUGUAACUGUUGAAAAAACGUUCGCGAUGCCGAUGGAAUUCAGCUCUUUACUCGACGUUGAUUAUUGGUACUAUCCAAUCUUGCUGAUAUCUACGGGCUUCAUAUUCGUGUUCAUGACUGUCGUUGGCUCCUGCGAUCUACUGCUUUUUCUGUAUUCUGAACAUGCCGUCGGAUUAUUCCAAGGAUUACGGUAUGCAAUAGAACAUCUGCCUCCGCACAACAAGUCUGAGAGAAGUGACUUCGGUUUUGAGUACUUGAAGUGCUGCGCAGCAAUUCACAGCCGUGCAAUAUAUUUUGCAGAGCAAGUCAGAGACAUCUACCUCUGGACAUUCUUUGCGGUCAUCGGACUGAAUAUGAUCAUGAUGAGCAUAACCGGUGUGCAGGUGGUCAUUAAUCAGGAUGCUAUAGAGAAAGUCAUCAAGUAUGCUAUAUUCGUGGUUAUGCAGAGUGUACAUCUAUUCGUUGAGUGCUACGCAGCUCAACGACUUAUGGACGCCAGUUACGAGGUUAAAGAGUCUCUGACAAAUUCAGCCUGGUAUGACGCUACAAAGAAGACCCAGAAGUUGCUGCCUCUGAUGCUCAUGAGGAGUCAAUCGCCGAUCGUCUUGACAGCUGGAAAAAUAAUCGCCAUGAAUAUGGACACUUACGCUGUGGUCCUCAAGACAGCGGCAUCAUACUUCACACUAUUCCUGGCAAUACAAUAAAAAUACUCCGAAAUGUAUUAAAUAAACUGUUAAUUAUUAAAACGUUAGAAUAUCGAAUGACUCAUUUAUCCACAAUUACCAG
Messenger RNA from Diachasma alloeum, 1263 nucleotides. RefSeq names its product odorant receptor 67c (gene Or147). Gene Ontology annotation, cellular component: plasma membrane. The record is from RefSeq and is a predicted model, not a curated record. Gene Ontology annotation, biological process: sensory perception of smell; detection of chemical stimulus involved in sensory perception of smell. Gene Ontology annotation, molecular function: odorant binding; olfactory receptor activity. Bases 6 to 1181 code for a protein of 391 amino acids. The transcript is spliced from 9 exons. Lineage: Eukaryota; Metazoa; Arthropoda; Insecta; Hymenoptera; Braconidae.